Molecule: messenger RNA, 519 nt
Organism: Cucurbita maxima (winter squash)
Lineage: Eukaryota; Viridiplantae; Streptophyta; Magnoliopsida; Cucurbitales; Cucurbitaceae
Product: 17.8 kDa class I heat shock protein-like
Exons: 2
Coding region: 1-519 (172 amino acids)
Biological process (GO): protein complex oligomerization; response to salt stress; response to hydrogen peroxide
Source: RefSeq, a predicted model, not a curated record
AUGGAGAAAGGUGAAGCUUCGAAUGUGUCGUACGAGGAAUUCGAGCCUUUCUGCAAAUGGAAAAAACUCGACGACUCCGACGUUCAUGUUCUUGAGGUUCAUCUCCCAGAAUUCAAGAAAGAAGAAUUGAGGGUUCGGAUAAAGAACAACUCUAUCCUUGCAAUUUCCGGGGAGCACCUAACGGCCAAUGAUGGGAAGAAGAUGCAAUUCAACAGAGAAAUCAAACUCCCAAAGGAUAUAUACCCAGACCAAAUCCGUGCCAAAUUCGGUGGCUCUGUUCUUUCUAUCACGAUGCCUAAGAAACCCAGCUCGGCGGAAAUCGGCAAACCAAAGGCGGACGCCGCCUCGGAGGGUAAUGACACAGCACCCAAUGAUGAUGGUGAGCCAAAGAACUUGAUAUCCAGGUUAACAAGUCCAUUAUCGAGGUUGAAAUUUAGCAAGAAAAAGGCGACGGCUUUGGCGGCGGCAGUGCUGAUUCUGGCCUUCGGAGCUUACUACUUGGUUAAAAACAGGGAUUAA